UUAAAGUUCCACGUUACAAACAGUCUAAACCCACAAAUGCCCUUUGGUGACGGGUCAGAGAAGCUAUUCGGAAUAGAGAACUUUGGAUACAUCUGCUAUGUUUCCUCUAUUUUCCAGUGCCUUUACCACACGCCACAAUUUCGGAAAGCAAUCUUGGAAUAUCCACCAAGGGUUAGUCCAAUUGAAAGGAGAAGAAAGUUUACUGUCCCAGGUAAAGAGGUGGGCAAAGUUCCGCAUGCUUUAACACCGCAACCGAAUUCCAUGAAUCAGCAGAAUUAUACGAACAGAGCAGGCUCCAGUUCACCGGUGAUACCUGCAACACCAAACUCACAGGGCUCCUCUGCUAAUUUGUCGUCCACUUCAAAUUUCACUGUUUCAGAUACUCACAAGGAUACGCAACUAGAAAAAGCGUUGACGGAAAAGUAUCCUGCAUUGAAGGACAUUGAAACCAACUAUUUUCUCAACAGCCAGAAAAAUUUGACGCUUGUUGGAGUUAUCGACGAACCAUCUGCAUCAUUGGAAUGGAGAAAAAAGGCGUCAUUGAUCAGAGGCCCAAUCAUCAACCUAGACGAGCCAUUUCUGAAAGAAUAUGGCAUGAAAGAGGAAAACAUGUUCACAGUGAUCAAGGACGCUUUCGAGUGUAUAACAGAGAAUGCGUCGAAAACAGGGGUUCUAUCGCCAUAUAACUUGAUUGAUGUCAUCAAGAGGGAAAAUAUACUUUUCAGAAACGCACAGCAUCAGGAUGCCCACGAGUUUUUGAAUUUUUUAAUCAAUAACGUUCUUGAAAGUAUGAAACAGUACAACAAGGAAUCGAUCAUCACCGAUAUUUUCGAAGGAGAAUUAACCUCUGAGACAAAAUGUCUAACUUGCGACAACUCAUCAUACAGGAAUGAGAAAUUCUUAGACUUAUCAAUUGACUUAGAGCCGGACUCCUCAAUUACUAAUUGCUUAAAAAUGUUUUCCAAAAUAGAAAUGCUAAACGAAAAUAAUAAAUUUUACUGUGAAAAUUGCUACUCAUACCAGGAAGCUGCUAAAUCGAUCAAAUUGAGAAAAAUACCAAAGAUUCUAGCAUUCCACUUGAAAAGGUUCAAAUAUUCAGAGAAGUUGGAUAGAUUGGUCAAGCUUUUCUACCGUGUCGAAUAUGUGAAAACCUUAAGGAUUUGUAAUACUACCAAGGAUUCAGAACAGCCUGAUAAAUUAUACGAAUUAUAUGGAGUGGUGGUUCAUAUUGGAGGUGGCCCCUACCACGGUCAUUACGUAUCUCUAGUGAAAACAGAGCUUUACGGCUGGCUGUUGUUUGACGAUGAGACUAUCGAAAAGAUUGACGAGGAUUAUGUCUUUAAAUUUUUCGGUGAUGGAUGCGGCUUGGCUACUGCGUAUUUGCUAUUUUACAGGGAAGUUGACGACGAAAAGAAGUUUUUUGAGGACCAGUUGUACAAUGGACUCGAUAGCGAAUGCGACGAUGCUGAUCAUAACUCUGCACAUACUGCAGAUCGAGGCUAUUCCUUAUCAGAAAGAAACAAUGAUAGCAGCAACAGCAACAGCGACGAACAUAAAGGCAUGGACUCUCCUACUGACGAUGCGAACGCACAGCUUGCAGGGUUGCACGAGCACUGGAGGAGCCGGACCUUUCACUGGUUAAUCUCUUUGUUCUUUCUUGUGGUCUUCCCCUCUAUUUCUGCUGCGUUUGCGGUUGCAAACCGACAUACCACGUCGUUGCUCACACAGAUUAUCUGUGCUAUCUAUGCUGCGAUCGAGGCGGUCAUUCUGCGGUUCCCGGACCCGUCGGGACACGAAAACAGUGUUUCAAGAGGCACGGCAUGGUUCUUGGCCUUUUUCUACUGCUUGACGAUCUUCAACGGGUCUGUUGCUUACGGGUCGUUAGAGUUUGAGCGGACAUUGCAGGAGUCCAAACUGAGAUUCCUGCUACUGCCCUUCUCGAUCUUGACGUACAAGCUCAUUUUCAUACUCUACGGGUUCAUUCUCUCGAUGGUGUUGGUGGUUCCGUGGUUGAGGGUGAACAAGGGACCAUAUUCGCAAGAGUUGUACGAUUCGACCGUGAUUGCCAUCUGGGGUGUUAUCAACACGUUCACGGAACAUCGCCCAUGGGAGCCAUGGUCCCACGGCGACUACCAGCACACGUCGAUGGGCAUCAUCUUCUGGUGUGCCGGGCUUCUCGGGAUGUUUUUGUCGUUGGGCAGGAGGAGGAACUUUGUGCCUGCCUUGACGUUGAUUUUCACCGGUUACGCCAUGGCGGAACAUGUCCAGCACAUGAUCAUUUCCACCAAGGUGCAUGGGUUUUUCGGCUACGUCUUGAUGCUAGGAGGGUUGGCGAGAAUCAUGGAGAUCUCGUUCCUCCUCGACGACGACGAUGCGGCCAAGGACGGCAAGAUCAGAAGCUUCCAGUACUUGUCACCUUUUGCGUUGGUGCUUUCCGGCAUCUUGUUCAUGAGCGCCAACGAGGAGCAGUUGGUGCUUGUGGUGAACAUGGGUGCGGACCACUCGUCGUACAUCUUG
Messenger RNA from Pichia membranifaciens NRRL Y-2026, 2517 nucleotides. RefSeq lists its product as hypothetical. The annotation marks the transcript as partial. Gene Ontology annotation, biological process: protein deubiquitination. Lineage: Eukaryota; Fungi; Ascomycota; Pichiomycetes; Pichiales; Pichiaceae. The transcript is spliced from 4 exons. Gene Ontology annotation, molecular function: cysteine-type deubiquitinase activity. The record is from RefSeq and is a predicted model, not a curated record.